AUGAAGAGGAGCAUGAGGAGUCAUCUGGCGAAGCAAACAAGAAGCGUUAUAUUCACAGGCUAUCCGGUAAUCGGAAGCCAAGACCGUAUAAUGUCGUCUGGUGCGUGUCUAGACAGUCAUCAGAACGGAUUGAUUACAUCUUGUCCUUGGGAUCCACGCAUUAAAGGCGAGUUCUUUUACCAAACAGCAUUAAGUGUUCCUCUCACACAUGUCAAAGAUUUCAUCAACGACAUUAAAGCACUUGUGAAGAUUGAACCAAAAUCUCUCUGUGGCCUUGAACUCAACUAUGGUGUUCUAGUCCGUUAUGUCACAUCCUCUCCGGCUUAUCUAAGGAAAGAAGAAAAAGCUUUAGACUUUGACCUAACUUACUACAGAAGCAAAGAUGAUCCUUGGACACCACGUCUCUACGAGGAUUACAUGGAAGAGAUUGAGCAAAUGGCGAUAUUAAAGUACAACGCGUUGCCUCAUUGGGGAAAAAAUAGGAACCUAGCUUUUGAUGGUGCCAUUAAAAAGUACAAGAACGCAAACACGUUUUUGAAAGUCAAGGAGAGAUUAGAUCCGUGGGGGUUGUUUUCUACAGAAUGGACCGAUCAGAUUCUAGGGUUAAAAGGAAACGUGACGAUUGUGAAGCAAGGAUGUGCACCGGAAGGGCUGUGUAUUUGUUCGGAUGAUUCUCAUUGUGCUCCGAACAAAGGUUAUAUGUGUCGACCAGGUAAAGUUUACAAAGAAGCUAGGGUUUGUACUCUUGUAACCGCUUAA
Messenger RNA from Arabidopsis thaliana (thale cress), 759 nucleotides. RefSeq names its product FAD-dependent oxidoreductase family protein (gene GulLO7). The record is from RefSeq and is marked reviewed. The transcript has 2 exons. Gene Ontology annotation, molecular function: D-arabinono-1,4-lactone oxidase activity; L-gulonolactone oxidase activity. Gene Ontology annotation, cellular component: mitochondrion; membrane. The coding region runs from base 1 to 759 and encodes 252 amino acids. NCBI's taxonomy places the organism in Eukaryota, Viridiplantae, Streptophyta, Magnoliopsida, Brassicales, Brassicaceae. Gene Ontology annotation, biological process: L-ascorbic acid biosynthetic process.